CUGAAAUGUCAGAACCACAGGUUUCUCCGCAUUUUCUGGAUGAAGUGAACACACGUUGCUUUCAAAAGCUGCUCUGCUCCUGCUUCUGGUUUUAUCCUGCAAUCACAUACAGAGAGGAGCCAAGCUGCGACUGCUACGAAUGCCUGUUGGAAAAUUCCAAAUCAGAAGAGGAAAACAAAAGUUUCUAUGGAGUAACACAAGGAGCCGGAAACACACUCCUCAUUCCCUGGAUGACUUCAAGCCUGAACUCUUGCAGAGAUAACCUUGGUGCCCACUCUAUUGGAGGGUUUGUGGAGAGCUUCUCAAGUACACACAUCUGCAGGUUCUGUCUUGGAGAAAGAUCUCAAUUCCAGAUACCUUGAUGUCUACUCAAGCCAAACUUCGGGUCAUUCUUCAGGACCAUGAAAUUCGCAAACUGGACUUACCUCAUGGAAUCCCUAAUACUGUGGAUGAACUUGAGUCUAUUGUGAGGGAGAAAUUUGGGCUUGAAGGGAACUUUACCUUGCAUUAUAAGGAUGCUGACUUUGGAGAGGAAUAUUUUUCUCUUACCUCAACAAAUGACAUCAAGGACAAGGAUACCAUCAAGGUGGUUCACAUUGUUGAACCUCCUACAGUUACUCUGACCUUUACUGAUGGGGACAGUUCCUUUGAAAGUGCAUCAGUAGCCUCGCUCCCUAAUUCUGAGACCUCCAUCCAUCCUGCUAGCAGCAGCUGUUCCUCUGGGUCGCAGGACACACUGAUUCUUUCAUCACCUGAAUAUGUUACUCACCGUACACAGCGUUGGCCCACUACAUUUCCAGUACCUAAUUUUGCUUAUGACACAGAGCUUGUGCUGGCCUCAGGAAAUGAAGAUUUCAAGAGGGAUGGAAUUCAGCUCAACUUUGUCACAGUCCUUUCAGACAUCCUUGAGAAGCUAGCUGAAAGCAUCUUUCUGUAUGUUGCCUACCCCACAAGUGCGCAGUUGAACGAUGUUGCUGAGGCACUAAUUCAGAAGCAUCCUUGCCUUAAAGAACCAGGGUCACAUAAUGGAUGCUACGCAUGGCAACAAAGACUAAAAUAUAAAAUGGCCAGCUAUAGAUCUAAAUUGAGAGGGCUUGGAUGUCCUGAGCUUGAUGUGAAUUCUCUCAGAAAGAAGCGCGCACAUGAGAAAGCACCCGCAAAGAAUAUCAAAAAGCCAAAAAGGGCAGAGGUGAACUAUUUACCUCCUCACCCACAAGGAGAAACAGAAGGAACUUUGGAACAUGUAAGGUUGGAGCUCCUUGAUGAAGUAAAGAAGAGGAACAACUGCCAGGUCAUCAGUGAGAAAAUGGCAAAGACAUUCUCCAUUCGCAGGCAGGAAGUUGUCAAUCAAGCACCACCAAUCAGUGACUUAAGAGACCGAUGGCCUGCUCUUUUCGAUGCAACUCAGAUAAAUGAAGAAUUCAGAAGGGUCACCACUGUUGUCCUUGAGACAACGUUCAUGGCAAAACUGGACCAGUAUACCCUGAAAAUAAUGGCACUGGUGUCCUCAAGAGGAGGAGCUGCAAAAAUGAAGAUUCAGCACAUAAAGAACAUGCUGCUAGAGGAACAGACGGUAGAAAGGAGGAGAGAAGCUGCAAUCCGUUGCCUAAUCGUGUACAUGAGAGAACAGGAGGAGGAUCUCUUCAAAGAACAGUUGGAUGGCGAUGAAGUAAUGAAGAUUGUUGUGAGCAGAGGGGCAUCUGAACCAGCCAACGCAACAGUGGUGAUUGAGGGAGCAGAAGUCCUGGAUGGCCUGACUGUCCCAAGAGCAUGUGCCUUGCUCAUGGGACUAAUAUAUGCACUCAACCUCAGUUACCCAAAAGAACUAAAAUGCACUUUUGAGGUAUUUCAAAAGAUAUUCCUUGAGCUGGAUGCUCUGAGAGCUAGUCCCAAGGUAAUGUCUCUAAAAGGUAAACUGCUGCACUAAAAAUUAGGCUGCAUUCUAAUUCAAGUGUUAUAUUUGUGUUGCUUCCUGGUGCAACAUAUACCACCUCUAUUGUUGCCAGUUAGUUAUUGAUUAGAUGCAUCUAGCUAAAACAAAUAGUUACAACAGUCAUUUUAUUUAAUGAUUAUUUUGAAGUCUAGUUUGUAAAUUUUUUUGUACUUUUGAGGUGUUAUCUACGGAAGCGUAUUGC
Messenger RNA from Sphaeramia orbicularis (orbiculate cardinalfish), 2135 nucleotides. RefSeq names its product sterile alpha motif domain-containing protein 3. NCBI's taxonomy places the organism in Eukaryota, Metazoa, Chordata, Actinopteri, Kurtiformes, Apogonidae. The record is from RefSeq and is a predicted model, not a curated record. Bases 362 to 1927 code for a protein of 521 amino acids. The transcript has 8 exons.